ACCGAGUCUAGAGCUACCUUACCUACCACCGCUCAACUUCACUCUCUUCAUGCUGUUGAUUCAUUGCGUUUCAACUCCAACUUCUAGGCUCUUCUUUUUCGUUCCCACUUAUCUCCCAGCUAUCCUCUUUUUAUAGACCCUUUCUUUCUCUACAAACCGAGAAUACUCAGCCUCCAAAGGCAGCAAAGAGAGCACGAAAGACCCCACCAAAGAACAUCAUAGCGACAGCUCUUUAGAUAUCUUUCACCAUGUUGCUGCGACUCCGCGGCCCCGAUGGCAUGGCCCGUCUGAAUGUCGAGCCCACAACUACCUUUGGAGAUCUGGGAAAGCUGCUGCUCGAUCAACUACCCAAGACCGUUGAUCCCAAAACUCUAGCUCUAUCGAACGCACCGAACGGAGGAGACUCAAAGCGCCUAGGGGACAUCGUCAACUUCAAAGUUGGUCAGAUUGGCCUCAAGCACGGCGAUCUCAUCUUUCUCACCUACCAACAUACCGACGAUGCCAACGGUGACGCACCCGAAACCUCUAACACAUCUGCCAGGCUUAACGGAAAACCUGUACUACCGACCGAAGACCUUCCCAUCAACCCCAAACCCGAAAGGAUCGCCAGGCCUUGGGAAGUAAUUCGCCAAUCCGCCUUGGACGACCGAUUAGACCGACAGGAUGGCAAGAUCCCCCGAGGCAUCGAUCGCAUGUGUCGCCAUGGUCCCAAGGGCAUGUGUGACUACUGCCAACCACUCGAUCCUUUCAACCCCGGAUAUCUCGCGGAGAAGAAGAUCAAAUACCUAUCCUUCCACUCAUACCUACGAAAGAUCAAUGCUGCGACCAACAAGCCCGAGCUAGGCGCUUCAUACAUUCCUCCCCUGGUUGAGCCCUACUAUCGAGUCAGGCAUGAGUGCCCUUCUGGUCAUCCCCCUUGGCCUGAGGGUAUCUGCACCAAGUGCCAGCCCAGCGCCAUUACUCUCCAGCCUCAACAAUUCCGAAUGGUCGAUCAUGUCGAGUUCUCUUCGCCUGCUAUUAUCGACACCUUUAUUGACACCUGGCGAAAGACCGGAUCGCAACGCCUAGGUUACCUUUACGGAAAAUAUACUGAGUACACUGAAGUCCCCCUUGGUGUUAAAGCUGUCGUGGAAGCCAUAUAUGAACCUCCUCAGGUUGAUGAGCUUGAUGGUAUCACAAUGAACGCCUGGGAGUCGCAAAAGGAGGUCGACAGGGUCGCCAAGCAGUGCGGCCUAGAGCCCGUGGGAGUAAUCUGGACUGACCUGCUGGAUGCUGGCAACGGCGAUGGCACAGUGGUUUGCAAACGUCAUGCCGACUCCUACUUCUUGUCCUCCCUGGAGAUUUGUUUCUCUUCGAGGUUGCAAGCUCAGUACCCUAAACCUUCCAAGUGGAGUGACACGGGCAGCUUUGGUUCAAAUUUUGUCACAUGUAUCAUCACCGGUAAUGAGCAGGGCGAGAUUUCGAUCUCCUCCUACCAGAUGUCCAACGAAUCUGUGGAAAUGGUUCGUGCUGACAUUGUUGAGCCGUCAGCUGACCCUAAUGUCAUGCUUGUACGCGAUGAGGAGGAAGACGACGGCUCUGUCAGCCGUACAAGAUAUAUCCCCGAAGUUUUCUACCGCAGGGUCAACGAAUACGGCGCCAACGUCCAGGAGAACGCCAAACCAUCGUUCCCCGUCGAGUAUCUGUUUGUCACACUGACCCACGGUUUCCCCGCGGACCCUAAGCCUAUGUUCACUCAGCAAGGUUUCCCUAUCGAGAACAGAGAAUACGUCGGCGAGAGUCAAGAGCAUUCCGCUCUGUCCAAGUUUCUCAAGCUAUCACCUGGUCAGAAGCCCACGGGCCAGGAGGUCUCCAACUUUCACCUUCUCUGCUUCAUUCAGCAGAUGGGCGUCCUCUCCAAGGACGAAGAAGCUCUACUCUGCCGUGUAGCGAGCCAACACGAUCUUGCCGAUACAUUCCAGCUCCGUUCUACCGAGGGUUGGCAGACCCUCCAGGCCAUCCUUCAAUCGACUGGUGAGAGAAUCCCCAAGCGUCAGCGGGAGGAGGACGGUGCUCCCUCGCCCUCUUCCUCCUCAUCCUCUUCUUUUCAAAAUUCCAUUCGCGACUCGGGAGAACCCCUUGCUAAGCGAUUUGCUGCCUUCAGGCUAAACGAGCGCUGGACCAAGUCCGCCAAUCCACCGCCACCCUAGUCAAUAAAGAGGUAUUGGGUAGAAGGGAAGACAGUAGGGGUCAGAUAGAGGUUUAGAUGAGACGUGGAACCCAAAAAGUGGUGAGGCUGGAUUCGGUUUUCUUGCUAGAUAUUUUCUUAACUUCCUUCACGUGGAAGAUGAUAUUGCAUGUAUAGCUGAGGCGGCGUUAAGGACAGGUAUCGGAGCAUAUAGGCAAUACUUUCAUUGGGCGGCUUCCUCGGCUUGAAUCAAAAGAAUUGUACAUGUUUA
Messenger RNA from Fusarium oxysporum Fo47, 2438 nucleotides. RefSeq names its product nuclear protein localization protein 4. The coding region runs from base 249 to 2189 and encodes 646 amino acids. Gene Ontology annotation, cellular component: nucleus. The record is from RefSeq and is a predicted model, not a curated record. Lineage: Eukaryota; Fungi; Ascomycota; Sordariomycetes; Hypocreales; Nectriaceae. The transcript is spliced from 4 exons. Gene Ontology annotation, molecular function: ubiquitin protein ligase binding; ubiquitin binding. Gene Ontology annotation, biological process: ubiquitin-dependent protein catabolic process.